Molecule: messenger RNA, 2270 nt
Organism: Malania oleifera
Lineage: Eukaryota; Viridiplantae; Streptophyta; Magnoliopsida; Santalales; Ximeniaceae
Product: subtilisin-like protease SBT4.15
Exons: 9
Coding region: 1-2133 (710 amino acids)
Biological process (GO): proteolysis
Molecular function (GO): serine-type endopeptidase activity
Source: RefSeq, a predicted model, not a curated record
AUGGGAGACCUACGAAGGGAGGCCGAGGCUACAACUCCGGCAGGAGACCACCACCACCAUUUGCUCUCGUCCACCAUCGGAGAUGAGGAUUUAGCUCGGGAAUUGAAGAUCCAUAGUUACGGAAAGAGCUUCAACGGAUUUGCAGCGAGGCUGUUGCCGGACGAAGCGAAGAUUCUGGCGGAAAGAGAAGGGGUUGUAUCAGUGUUUCCAAACAGACAGCUCAAACUUCACACAACUAGAUCAUGGGACUUCUUAGGAAUGACGGAAGAUUUGGUGAAGAGAAAUGCUAAAGCAGAGAGCGAUAUCAUAGUGGGUGUGUUGGAUACAGGAAUUUGUUUGGAGGCUCCAAGUUUUAGCGACAAAGGCUAUGGGCCUCCCCCUAAGAAAUGGAAGGGCAAAUGUGACAAAGGCGCCAACUUCACCGGCUGCAACAAGAAGGUCAUCGGCGCAAGAUACUACAACCUGGACCACGUCGACACCAACCCAACUCCGGCAGACACCGACGGCCACGGCACCCACACUGCCUCCACGGCCGCCGGCGCACCAGUCGCGGGAGCCAGCUUCUACGGCUUGGCGGCGGGCACCGCUCGCGGAGGCGUGCCAGCGGCGCGCAUCGCCGUCUACAAAGUGUGCUGGCCCGCGGGGUGCUCCGACAUGGACCUCUUGGCGGCUUUCGACGACGCCAUCGCGGACGGCGUCGACGUCAUAUCGGUGUCCAUCGGCGGGACUUCUAGGGAUUUCUUCAACGACCCCAUCGCCAUCGGAGCAUUCCACGCCAUGAAGAGGGGAAUCCUCACGUCCUGCUCCGCCGGAAACGAGGGGCCUUCGGAGUCCACCGUACAAAACGUGGCGCCGUGGAUAUUGACGGUGGCAGCCACCAGCACCGACCGCCAGUUCAGGACGGCGAUUAAGUUGGGGAAUGGCGAGAGAAUUCCGGGAAUUGCAGUGAACACAUUUUCGCCAAAGAAAGGGAUGUAUCCUUUAAUAAGCGGGGCAAUGGCGGCCAAUGGCAGUGGAGACAGUUACGGAAAUGUCAGUGCAUGUGACGUUGGGAGUCUAAGCGAGGAGAAGGUGAAGGGACGCAUAGUGUACUGCCUGGGAAGAAGCGGGCAGGACUACACCAUUAGAGACAUGGGGGGAGCUGGAGCCAUCAUGGUCACUGACGAACUCGCCGACAUUGCCUACACCUUUGUCCUCCCCGGUGCCUCCGUCUCCAUCCGUCAGGGCUCCCGCAUUGACCACUACAUCAACUCCACCAAAAAUGCCCAGGCUGUCAUCUACAAGUCAAGAACCGCUCGAACACCUGCCCCCUUCAUCGCUUCUUUCUCUUCCAGAGGACCCCAAUUGAUCAAUCGCAACAUUCUCAAGCCAGACGUUGCUGCACCAGGGCUGGACAUACUGGCGGCCUACUCAACUUUGAGGUCAGUGACGGGGGAUCCAGGUGACAACCGGAUUGCAAAAUUUAACAUUAUAUCAGGAACAUCAAUGGCUUGCCCGCAUGUAUCGGCAGCAGCUGCCUAUGUCAAGACCUUCCGUCCCACAUGGUCUCCUGCAGCUAUCAAGUCUGCUCUCAUGACCACAGCCACGCCCAUGAAGAUCAAGGAACCAGAUGCCGAGCUUGGCUCUGGUUCUGGCCAAAUAAACCCAGUCCAGGCAGUGCACCCUGGCCUGGUUUACGACAUUCCCAUCAGCUCCUACAUCCGCUUUCUGUGCAAGGAAGGCUACAACAGCACCACCAUCCGCCUGCUCACUGGGGGCAAGAAGCAAUUCAACUGCUCCCAGUUCAAACCAGCAUGGGGAACUGAUGGCCUCAACUACCCCACCAUGCAUCUCCAGUUGACGGAUGCAAACUCCUCCACAUAUUCAGCAGUCUUCCACCGGACAGUGACGCAUGUUGAAACUGGGAAGUCAGUAUACAAGGCCAAGGUUACAUCGCCAAAGGGUCUUUCAGUGACGGUAUUCCCCAACACUUUAUCAUUCGACGGAUUGAAUAAAAAGAGGUCUUUCAAGGUAACAGUUAAGGGCACACCAGGCAGUACGUCUGGAAUUUUAUCAGCAUUGCUGGAGUGGACAGACUCUAAGCACAGUGUUAGAAGUCCCAUCCUCAUUUAUAAGAUCACAACAAUGGCUUAAAAGAGUUUUUUCACUUCAGGGUUCUGAAGCCGGGUCAGUUUUGUUUUGGUUUAUUUAUGUUUUGUUUUUUCUUCACACUUGUUUCUGAAUUCUUUUGUAUUCUAACUUCAUAGAAUCAAUAAUACAACAGUCAAGAA